UAUUUGUCUAUUAAUGUUCCCUGUGAAAUUGAUUGAUUUGUAGUUGUCGCCCUCGAGAUCUGAAUACAAGGAUUUCUCAACAAACAUUAGCGAAAACGAUCUUGACUAUGACACUUUCAAAUUGGAUCAAAUGCACAAACCCCCCUUAAUUAAGAAGAGUUCUUCUUAUCCAAGAAAUUAAGUAUAGAAUUAAUCAUAAAUAUUUUAGUAUAAGCAAUAAUUGAUAGAAGAAAGCAAUAUCGAUGGUGAUCAGAUCAUAUAGGAAUGCAAUCGCUUUAUUUAAGACCCUUAAGUCAGCGUAACGCAACUCCUACAGGACUUGGCUCUAGAUCAACCAAAGAAAAAUAGAAGUGCUGGCUUCUUGAAGUUCUUUGAUGAGAAUAAAAACUAUGGAUUCAUAGUGAUGGACUCAGAUGGCUCAGAUAUUUUCGUAUAUGCUGAUGAUCUCACGAAAACUGGAAUCUCUAAAGAGUAUUUACGAACUGCUAAGUUUGGAAAUUGCAUCAGGUACUCUCCUUAUAUUAAAUAAAAGAUUUACUUUUACUUGCAUGGAAUAUUACGGUAAAUACAAUAAAUCGAGGAAGGCAAUCGACUUAGAAUAUCAAAAGCCAGGCUUGUUCACUCAAAGCCUAUACUGAU
Messenger RNA from Paramecium octaurelia, 639 nucleotides. The record is from the annotation of a GenBank genome assembly. NCBI's taxonomy places the organism in Eukaryota, Ciliophora, Oligohymenophorea, Peniculida, Parameciidae.